Molecule: messenger RNA, 936 nt
Organism: Nicotiana tabacum (common tobacco)
Lineage: Eukaryota; Viridiplantae; Streptophyta; Magnoliopsida; Solanales; Solanaceae
Source: RefSeq, a predicted model, not a curated record
AUGUAUGAUACUAUCCCAAACCACGUCUUACAGAAAUAUUGUGUCCCUUUUUCCACUAUGCAGACACAGAAAGUUCAUAGUACUACUAAAAAACAAAGCCGUCAUGAAAGGAAGAUUUCUACCUAUAAACCAAACAUUUGGAAAUAUGAUCAUCUACUUACUCUUACAAGUGAAUAUUCUGAAGAGAAGUACAAAGUUGAGGUUGAGAAGCUAAAGGAGGAAUUGAGUUGCACAUACUUUUCAAACAGUACUAUUAGUCCAGUGGACCUGCUAGAGCUUAUAGACAGCAUUGACAAACUUGGACUCAGUUGUUACUUCGAGGUUGAAACCAAGGAAGCUUUGGGAAAGAUAAUAAUGUCCGUCAAAACUAAUUCCAGCUCGACGGAGGAGGAUCUGUAUGCUACUGCAUUGUGCUUCAGGCUUCUAAGGGAACACGGCUACCAUGCUCCUCAAGAUGUGUUAAAGGACUUCUUCGAUGGCAAAGGAAAGCUGAAAGUCUCAGAUGUGAAAACACUGUUGGAGCUUUUGGAAGGGUCAUAUCUGAGCAUGGAAGGUGAAAACUUACUAGACGACGCACGAUUGUUCAUAACCAAAAACUCAAGAGUCUUGUAUCUAAAUCAGAUUACACAUUUACUAAUAAGGAAUAUUUGAGCAAUAGCUUGAGUUGUCCAUUUGCAUGGAGAGUGAAAUGGUAUGCCGUAAGAAGACACAUCUCUGCUCAAGAACUUGAAUGCAACAAUGCAAAUCCAAUGUUGCUGAAGUUGGCAAAACUUAACUUCAAUAUAAUUCAAGCCACGCACCAACAGGAUCUCAAACACGUAUUAAGAUGGUGGAGGAAUGUUUCAAUAGUUGAAGAUUUGAGCUUUACAAGGGAUCGGAUAGUGGAAAGCUUCUUUUGUGCUGUAGGACUUUCCUCUGAGCCUCAACAUGNCAGCA